Messenger RNA from Chilo suppressalis (striped riceborer), 2627 nucleotides. NCBI's taxonomy places the organism in Eukaryota, Metazoa, Arthropoda, Insecta, Lepidoptera, Crambidae. The record is from the annotation of a GenBank genome assembly.
UAUAAGUUAGAGUUUACAUAUUUUUUUUGUUUAUCGUUUAAUGACACGCGUAUCUAGUUGUGACGUCAUAAUCAUUUGAUUCUGCGGCUUAUUGACUAGUUUCAAUCAUAACCGGUUCUAGUUAAAAUAAAGACGUUAGCAUAAAAGAUUUUCUAAUAUUUUUUUUAUUCGGGGAGUAAUAAUAAUAAUAUUUUUUGUGUGUGUAAGUUAGGAAGGACCCUCACAGAUUAUCAACUAAUUAAAUUAAUUAAUUCUAAAUAAACAUCAAAAAUUUAAUUUAGAUUCUCAUAGUAUUAUUUUUAUUUAAAGUGAUCCCGUUUAGUUGUCGUCUUCUAUCGAAAAUGUUAGUAAGUGUGAAUUUUUUGAAAAUGAACAAAACUACAGUUAGGAGCCUCUACGACGCACGGUCCGUAUUGGUUUUGAUAAAUAGAAAGUAUAGCCAGAAACAAGACGAUUUCUUUAAGUUCUACAGUGACAAUGGUGCUUUCUAUGGUAACCAUGAACCAUUGACUGAACAAGAUUAUAACAGAUUCUUCAGCAAACGAUCUUUGAGGAGAGAACCAGCGCUGACUAGAGAAAUGACUAAGCUAGCCUACAAGGUGGGGAAGGAUGUGAUCUCUCUAGCAGAGGGAAUGCCCAACGAAGGCGUAUUUCCUUUCACCAGAAUAGACAUAGAGUUGAAGGGGGGAGGACGUCUCAUCACCGAGGGGAAGGAGCUGUCCGCCGCGCUGCAGUACAUACCGUCGCAGGGUAUGCCAUCCUUACUGUCGGAGCUUCGCACGUUCCAACAAGACUUGCAUAGGCCGCCACCACUACCGCAGCCACGUGACGUCAUCGUCACCAACGGAGGCCAACACGGGAUAUACCAGUGCUUUGAUCUGCUACUUGAAGAAGGAGACCCGAUUAUAGCCACCGAGUACACUUACACGGGAGCUUAUGUUGCGCUCAAGCCGUACAGACCGGAGAUCAUCGGCAUUCCAGAAGACGAGAACGGAAUGAUCCCAGAGACACUGGAGUUGGUGCUCACCGAUCGUUUAUCCCGUGGGAUGAAAAUGCCCAAGAUGCUGUACGUCAUCCCGACUGGCAGCAAUCCCUCGGGAACCGUGUUACCUGAAGACAGGAGAAGAAAGAUAUACGAGCUGGCGUGCAGGUUCAACUUCCUGAUUAUUGAAGAUGACCCGUAUGUGUUCCUGAAUUAUAAUGAGACAAACGUCCCCACAUUCCUCUCUCUCGACACUUGCGGUCGAGUGAUCCGCAUAGAUUCCCUAUCGAAGGUGGUCAGCGCUGGGUUACGGGCGGGAUGGGUGACCGCCCCGAAGGUCGUGCAGCAGAAACUGGAGCUGCACAUGCAGACGGAACUGCUUCACAGCUGCACGCUGUCACAGAUGAUCCUACAUCACAUAAUUAGCCACCGGGAUUCUUUAGCCUCACACCUCAAAGCCGGCCGCGAUCUCUAUCGGCGACGUCGCGAUGCUUUAUCCAUAGCUGUGCAGGGGGUCACAGACCUGGCCGACUGGAGUUUGCCUCAAGCAGGCUUGUUCUUCUGGCUCCGAGUGAGGGGCGUGGAGGAUAUCUACAAUAUGGUAUUCCGUACAGCAUUCCAGCGUGGAUUAAUGGUAGUGCCAGGUCAAGCUUUUUCGUAUGAUACAUCAGCCCCUUGCCAAUAUGUAAGACUGACGUUUAGUAGAAUUAGUUACGAAGACAUGGACAUUGCAGUACGCCAUCUAGCGGAUAUUAUAAAAGAGGAACAGCAGUUAACUUUGCAGAAUCAACCGCAACGAUUAGCUACUGAACGCUAGAUGACGCUAAGUGUAUAAGUUACUAAGAAAUGUAAAUAUUUUCAAAUGUUAUUCUAUUUUUAUUUUAUCUAAGUAUUAUACGAAAAAACAGCUUGGAAUGAAUCAAGUAAAACUUGAAAAAGUGUCACAGCAACUAUUAAUAUUAUAAGAAAAAAUAAAUACGUUUUCUAUUUAACAACAGAUGUCGCUAGUUGUCAGCAAUUUUUUAAUUUAAGCCACUACAAUUAAUGGUUCUGUUUGGUUUGUGGUAGGAAAAUUAUGGUAAUGAAUAGAUUAUAAUUUAUGUUUUGUAAAAUAUAUACUAUAGGUUUAAAUUUUGUACAAAAGCUUAAAUUUAAGGGUUGAAAAAUUAGAAAAGUUCUUUCAUUUAAUUAACUAGGUAGAGACGUAAUAAGUUUAUUCAAGGUGAUAUUGGACUAAGUAAGAUCAAGCAAUCUCUAUUGCUGAUUGCAUUAUCUGAUUGCAUUGCUGAUUGGUACUCUUACCACUAACUUUGUUGUUAUAUCGCUUACAAUAAUAUAAGUAGUAAAUACAGUAUCUUUACUAUUAUUUUUUGUAAAAAACAGCAGAUGAAUGUGAGAAUUGAGUUAAGAGAUUGCUUAAUUUUCUUUUUGUGAACACGGUUUUAGGAUAAUUACCUAUGCUUUGUUUAUGUAAAGUUUGUGGUAAAUAAAUUGAUCGAAUCGUCUAUAGUUAGUAAUUACAAAGAGAUUAUUAAUGUGUUUGUGUAAUUACAAUUAUUUUUAUCUAUUUCAAAUUUUAUCUUUUUUAUUUUUUUUCUUUACCAACAACCAUAAGAAAGAUUUUGCCAUUUGGUUGUUUUUAACC